Molecule: messenger RNA, 1370 nt
Organism: Dreissena polymorpha
Lineage: Eukaryota; Metazoa; Mollusca; Bivalvia; Myida; Dreissenidae
Exons: 3
Coding region: 399-1160 (253 amino acids)
Source: RefSeq, a predicted model, not a curated record
AAAUAAAAUACUGCAAUGUUCAUACAUUUCAUUGUUUUGUAUAUUUUGACAUAUCCCAGUUAUUAUGCAAACUCGACGGUAUAACAAACACCAAUAUACCUUACUUUGUUAUCACGAUUUUGUGAUUAUAAAAACUAUGUUUGGGGAAGUAAGCUGACAUUUCAGCAGCCAAUCAGUCCUUUCCAGUACCAAAAGUUACUCGCUCUUGGUUUUCGGCCCAGUACCCUUUUGCUGGACCCGGACUGCGUGCAUGACGCCACCAGCCACCAUGCGCCGCGAUCCCGGAGAGAGAGCCCACAGAAACCGGACGCACAUAGCGGGACCGCUGCACGGGGCGCUGUUGAUCAGAGAUUGACGCGGCAACGCCGGAUGAUCAAGCUUGUCCGGACGCGAAUGUAAUGCGCAGUGACAACAUCGACCGCAUCGCCCCCAGUCUGCACAUGCGCAGUGACAACAUCGACCGGAUCGCCCCAAGUCUGCACAUGCGCAGUGACAACAUCGACCGGAUCGCAACAAGUCUACACACGCGCAGUGACACAGCGACCGGAUCGCCACAAGUCUGCACAUGCGCAGUGACAACAUCGACCGGAUCGCCCCAAGUCUGCACAUGCGCAGUGACAACAUCGACCGGAUCGCACCAAGUCUGCACACGCGCAGUGACAACAUCGACCGGAUCGCCCAAAGUCUGCACAUAUGCAGUGACAACAUUGACCGGAUCGCCCCUAGUCUGCACAUGCGCAGUGACACAAACACCACCCAGUCGGCCGAACGCCGCAGUUUUCAGUUUCCGGAACAACGAAAACGUGUCCCACUCGGAGGUGCAGUACCUAAUACAGACUCAACUCGACGUUCCUGUACGAAGUAUCCAGUUCGAUCCCCUCGAUAUCCGGUCGGCGCGACACGGGGUCAACUCCCGCUGGGUCGUCGAAUUCUGUACUAUAGCGGAUAUGGCAAAAGCUAUACAGCCGGGACUUCAAGUGGGCACGGACCGGCUGGUGUUCUACCCGCAUGAUGACGUCAGUACACGCGAAAUCGCUGCCUAUAGAAACUACAUGGAGGUUGUUAACGCUCAUGCAGUGAUAGCGGCGUCUGCUGAUAACGCAGUGCGCGGGAAACUUAAAAACGCAGUUUCCAGAGGUCGACGUCACUCACGACCUUAAAGAUACUAUGAAGAUAUGAGCUAAUUGGAAUUGACUUUGAAAUCAUGUCAUUAUGCUAAUUUGUGUCGUUUGGUAUAUGUACCAUAGCAUGUACCAAUAAUGACGCGAUUUUUUGAGUCAGGUUAAGAUUCAAAAGGGAUAAUUUCAUAACCGUCAUUUUAAUUCAACCAUCCACAUACAUUAAGGUACAUAUACGCUUCCUUUUUUUAG